This is a messenger RNA of Staurois parvus, 3154 nucleotides long. The record is from the annotation of a GenBank genome assembly. Lineage: Eukaryota; Metazoa; Chordata; Amphibia; Anura; Ranidae.
GUGGAGCUCCUGGCCCCACAGGAUGUCAGUGUGUUCUACAGCUCCACUAAUCCGUACAGGCUUCCAUCAUGGAGUAUCUGCAAUGGAGGUGAUUCAGGAUAUCUUGAUGGGUUAGAAGAAAAAUCAUUUUACUGUCGGAUCAGUUGUGGACAACGGUCUCGGCAGGAAGUAUCUUACCAUCCCUUCCGCCUUACCCCAUACCUGAUCCGUAUACAGACAGAUGCUGAUGGGGGCACUGCAGAGCAGCUGUGCUGUGUACUUUUCGCAGAACGAGUACACUCAGGAUAUGAAGCUCCUCGGAUCCCUGCAGAUAAACGCAUUUUCACAACGACGCACACCCCAAGCUGCCUUUUCCAGGAUGUGGAUGAGAGGGCUGUUCCAUUGUUGGGUUACCUGCCCCAGGAUUUGAUUGGCAGUCCCAUCAUUUUGCACCUGCAUCCCAGUGACCGCCCACUCAUGUUGGCUGUACACAAGAAGAUUCUGCAGUGUGGAGGGCAGCCUUUUGACUUCUCCCCAAUUCGAUUCUGUGCUCGUAACGGGGAAUAUAUUACAGUUGAUACCAGCUGGUCCAGUUUCAUCAACCCUUGGAGUCGAAAAGUUUCUUUCAUCAUUGGAAGGCAUAAAGUCAGGAUGGGCCCUGUUAAUGAAGACAUUUUUACUGCACCACCACACUUAGAAGACCAGUCACUGCAACCUGGAAUUCAAGAGCUCACAGAGCAAAUACAUCAGCUUCUUAUGCAGCCUGUCCAUAACAGUGGCUCCAGUGGAUAUGGAAGUUUGGGCAGCCAUGGUUCGCAUGAAAACCCGAUGAGUGGAGCCUCUUCCAGUGACAGCAAUGGGAACCUUAAUGAGGAUGUGAAAGAGAAACAGGGAACUCCCCCCGUGCGUGGACUAAAGAGACCGCAAGUAUCUACCAGACUAGAAGCAAAAGAUCACCCUAAACUGAAUCUGAAGGUCACCCCUGAAACAGGUGUCACUGUCAAAGGGAACAGAUGCAAUAAAGAUGUCAAUAGCAAGGGCUCUGAAAAGGCUACCUGCCCUGUACAGUGUGACCCGCUACCAGCAAAACAGCCUCCGUACUCUUACCAGCAAAUCAGCAGCCUGGACAGUGUCAUUAGAUACCUGGAAAGCUGCAGUGCUUUAUCCUCUGAAAGAAAAAAAUUUGUGUCACCUGGCGGCAUGGCAUCUUUUGCUUCUAACGAUCAAUUUCAAACGCAUGACCAGAGAGAUUCUAUUGCAGGUCCUGUAGUUAACCCCAAAACUGGGGUGGCAAGCACUGCUCACUGUCUGCAGUCAUCUCUCUCUGGACCUGCCACCACCUGCCAGACUGUACCAGGUUCUUUACCCCAUCCAUCCCUCACUUCCUUGCCUGUUUUUCUGGUACUGCCAUUACACAACUUUCUAUUGGUGCCAAGGCCGAGAGUGUGGUAUCCUUAACCAGUCACUGCAGCUACAGCUACAGCAGCACAAUCGUACAUGUGGGGGACAAGAAGCUGCAGCCAGAGACAGAAUUAGGGUGCCAACAAUGGACCAUCACAUCCUGAGAUUCUGCCUCCUACAGCAGCUAGCACAGAGAGAGAGCCAUACAAACAGCUUGGACUAACAAAGGAAGUUCUGGUGGCGCACACACAGAAAGAAGAGAAUGACUUUCUCAGUGGCUUCAUGGAUAGCAAGAAGAUGAGUGCCUUCCAGACUAGAUGUAAUAGCUACAUGCAUGACCGACCAGGAGGAAAGGAUACUGCUGUCCGGAGAAGUGGAAAGGCGGGAAAGCUAAAGUAAAACGCGUGCGACCAGAAUCAUGGGACAGCAGCAGCUCUGGUUUCGCUCAAGCCCAUCGCCCCCCUCUUCCCGGGCUCAAUACUACAGCUUGGUCCCAGUCUGAUACCUCACAUGCCAGCUAUCAUCCCCUGCCGUAUCCUGUGUUGCCUGCCUAUCCAUUGCCCGUUUUUCCUCCUCCUCAAAUCCCAGUGCCAAAUGAAACCAUUCAUGGUGCGCCCGCCACCACACUCCCAAUGCAGCCUUUCCCCGCUCCAUGCUUUCCCCCAUGGUUGCUCUUGUCCUGCCUAACUAUAUGUAUCCACCUGGGAUUGCGCCCAAUGUUUAUCCUGGCACAGCACCCCAGCAUCCAUUCCCUGUACAACCAUCAUUAUAUGCUCCACAACAGACCAUGACUGCUUCAAAUGCUGCAUUCCCUGUUCCACAGCCUACCUUUACUGUUCCACCGCCAGUAUGUCCAUCUGCACCCCAUGUUUUCCCUGUUCCUCCUCCAUCCUCAGCUCCUUUGUCUACACAGAGCCCGUGUUCUGUGCAGCCCUUCUCAUACCCAGUUCCUCUAAAUGAACCAAAGAUGAAGGAAGGCCUCUCCCGCUCCUCCACCCCACGAGAUCCUCAGUCUCCUCCACUGUUCCAAUCUCGAUGUAGCUCACCCCUACAACUAAACCUGCUGCAGCUGGAAGAGUUCCAGAAGACUGAUCGGUCAGAGGGAGGCACAGGUGGUGCUGUAAACUGUACAUUCAUGCCACAGACCCAUGAAGAUCCUGAACUGCAAGCAAGAUCUCCUGCGGAGGCCCACAACAGUGAUGCAUUGUCCACUGGCAGUGACUUCAUGGAUAUAUUGCUGCAGGAAGAUGCUUCCUCUGCAACUUGUUCUGCUUCCUCUGCAGCAUCAGAGUCUCUCACCUCUGGAUCUAAUGGAAAUGGUACAUCUGGGAGUCAAACAGGGAGCAGUCAGACAAGCCACAGCAGCAAGUACUUUGGCAGUGUGGAUUCCUCCGAGAACAAUCAGAAAGGGAGAGGGUCAACGCCAUCAGCUGGGGAGUCUGUUAUGAAGUAUGUCCUGCAAGACCCCAUGUGGCUGCUAAUGGCAAAUGCAGAUGAAAAUGUUAUGAUGACUUACCAAAUACCACUGCGUGACAUUGAUUCGGUACUGCGAGAGGAUAGAGAAAAGCUGAAAUCUAUGCAGAAACUUCAGCCACGCUUUACAGAAGAUCAGCGCAAGGAGUUGGGAGAGAUUCAUCCAUGGAUACAGAGAGGAGGACUUCCCUGGGCAGUAGAGGGUUGUGUUUUCUGCAAGGAGAAGGGUGCAGAUUGUUCGGAGUACUCAGAGACCAUACAGGAGAUGGAACUCAGUGGAAUUAUGGAAUCGUGUGAUUAA